CUGCUCUAUUUGUUUCAACAUUUGUCAUCUCUUUGGUUCUUAAAUAAACAAUGAAGCUAUCUGGAUAAGUCUUUAUUUUUGAUUUAUUAUAUAUAUAGUUUGUACAUCUGCAGACAUGUCACAUUUUUGUGGGAACAUUUGAUUUUUGAAAGAUUUCUUGGUUUUUGUGAGCUGGGGAACAAAUAUUUGAUGUUCUUUCUUAUCUUCUUCCAGGUGUCUGAACAACGUUAAUGGAGGUUUUGUAGGGUUACAGGGUUGUAAUUUUACACAGCCAUUUUCAUGCUUCUUUAGUUUUCUUGAUAGGUGAAGAUUUUAUUUUUUUAAGGUAGAUUGAAUUGUUUGAGGGUUUGUUUACGAUAAUUUAGCAGAGAUGGGUUGUGUAGCAUCAAGAAUUGAUAAAGGAGAGAGGGUGAGAAUUUGCAAAGAUAGGAAAAGACUUAUGAAACAGUUACUUAGAUACAGAAAAGAAUUUGCUGAUGCUCAAUUAGCAUACCUGAGAUCAUUGCGGAAUACCGGAAUUACCCUCAGGCAGUUCACCGAAUCCGAAUCAUUAGAGCUCGAUGAAGCCAUUUCUGGUGUCGGUUUCCCGCCGUCACCGCCUCCCCCUCUGCCGCCGUCACCUCCACCACCGCCCACUUUCAGCCCCGAUUUAAGGAAGUUCAAGGAUAAUAAGAAGCCGCCGCCGCCACCUCAGCAAACUCAGUCCGAGAUCAUGGAAAUCGACGAGGACAGCGACCACACUCCUCCACCUCCGCUUCCUAGUUCUUCGUGGGAAUAUUGGGACCUGUUUGGCUCUCCGUCUUUGCCAAGAAAGAGUAGCGAGAAAGAGGAGGAGAAUUGGGUAGAUACAAAUACCGAAUUUAUAGAUGAUGAUGAUGUGGCGGUUUUCGAGGGUGACGUGCUAUCUGUAAAAGAGGGGAUUGAUGGGGUAGGUGAUGAUAAUUCUUCGAGGAUGAGUGCAGAUAUGGCGAUGGUGGUUUGGAGGAGUAAGAAAAGCUUGGCUGGUAUCGUAAAGGAAUUGGAUGAUUAUUUCUUGAAAGCAUCUGCUGUAGUUAAGGAUGUAGCCGUUUUCGUCGAUAUUGAUGCCGGCGGCACGUUUCAUUACCAGAGUAUCAAAGAGAACAAGAGGAAGAGAAGCAGUUCAGCAAAAGUUUUUAGUGCGCUGGCGUGGAAUUGGUCUUCCAAAUCACUUCAUUCGACUCGAGAAACGGAAGAUUUACUUGGUUCCAGUGAGCCAUGUAAGCCUGGAGCUCACUGCAUUACUCUGCAGAAACUUUAUUCAGAGGAGCAGAAACUGUACAAGGAUGUUAAGGAAGAAGAAAUAUCCAAGGUGGAGUAUGGAAGAAAAUCGUUACUACUGCAGAGACAAGAGGAAGAGCACGAUUGGACCAAGGCCGAGAAAACUCGUUCAGCUUUUGGAAGUCUGGAAUCUUACAUCCUAUCUCUGCAAGAAUCAAUUAGCAGGUCUUCUUCGAGCAUAUUGACUCUCGUAAACAACGAGCUUCACCCUCAGUUGACUACACUAGCUUCAGGACUGAUGCACAUGUGGCAAACAAUGCAUAAAUGCCAUAAACUUCAGAAUCACAUUUCCCAGCAGCUGAAUCAUCUAACGGAACAACAAAGCCCGGAACCUACUAGUGAGUCCCGUCAGCAGGCUGCAGCUCAGCUCCAGAGAGAAGUCGCUUCUUGGUACCACAGCUUUUGCAAACUCGUUAAAUUUCAACGCGAGUAUCUAAGGGCCCUCUGCAAGUGGGUCCUACUCACAAACAGCCUUCAAGAUAUUAAUAGCCCACGAAGUAGUAACUCAUCUACAAUACAUAACCUCACAGAAAAAUGGCUGCAAGAACUUGAUAAAUUACCCGAUAAGAUGGUGUCGGAGGCAAUUAAUUCACUGCUGUCAUCUGUUCACUCCAUUAUCGUGCAGCAGCAAGAAGAAUGGCAUAUCCGUAAAAGAAGCGAGAAGCUGGGGAGAAAAUUGGAAAGGGAGCUUAGUUCGCUUUCGGAGGUGGAGGUGAAGUUUUCCGGAAGCUUAUCUCUCGAAGAUGCUGAUUCCGUCUUGGCUUCGAAGCAUCCUUUAACAAUUAGGCGGGCCAAAGUCGAAGCCCUGAGUAGAUUAGUGGACCACGAGAAGGCUAAGUACACAAAUUCUGUUAAAACUACGAGAGUUAUGAUCCUGAACAACUUACAGACGAGCCUCCCAAAGGUAUUUCAAGCACUAAUGGUGUACUCAAGAUCUUAUGCCCAAAUCUUCGAGGCCAUUCUCAGUAACGACGCAAUAUCAGAAUGUGAUGACAGUUAAUAUGUCACAACGUGCAAAGUUGAGAGCAUCAUGAAAAUAUGAGUGUUUUUUUUAGAAGUGGAGUAUCCUUGGAAUCUUCACCAAGGUAAAUUAAAGGGCAUCAAUGUAAAUAUCCCAGGGGAUCGUAUAUUCGUCUUUAUUUGUGGAGUGAUCAGUGAUUAAGUAGGACAAAUCACAGAUUUUAGGCAUAGUAUCUCUCAAAUUUACUCUGCAGUUAUGAGUCAAAUUAGAUCUCA
Erythranthe guttata (spotted monkey flower) is the source of this 2535-nucleotide messenger RNA. Its product is annotated as benzoyl-CoA reductase subunit C, putative (DUF630 and DUF632). Lineage: Eukaryota; Viridiplantae; Streptophyta; Magnoliopsida; Lamiales; Phrymaceae. The record is from RefSeq and is a predicted model, not a curated record.